AAAGCAGCUUCCCUCACUAUCUGGGGGCAGGCAGAGCCUCAGCCGUCCGGGAAGGUCGGGGCUGCGAUGGCGGGGGACAUGGAGACGGCGGGGGGCCAGGGGCGCCGCCUCUGACCCGGGCGCCCCCUUCUGCAGCCGGGUCGGGGAGCCACGGUGCCGCUGGCCACGUCGCCCUAGGUGACCUUCCUCGGAUGUGGACUUGCAUCCUUCCGCCAGGCCCUAGGCUGGGUACCACCCGCGAGAUGCCAGCCUGCAUCCGGGCCCGGCCCGCCUUUGUGUUUCUGUGACAGCGCGGAACCGCCGCCGGGAUCCUUCUCCGUGUCACCCAGGCUUCCAGCCGGCCUCUCUUUCCAGCUCCCAUGGGGACCACCGAAGCCACGCUGAGGAUGGAAAAUGUGGAUGUCAGGGAUGAGUGGCAGGAUGAGGAUCUGCCCAGACCGCUUCCUGAAGACACCGGGGCGGAGCUGCUGGGCGGCGCAAUGGAAGACUCCUCCUCCCCUCCCUCCGCCCUGAACCUGAGUGGAGCUCAUCGGAAGAGAAAGACCCUGGUGGCCCCCGAGAUCAACAUCUCCCUGGACCAGAGUGAGGGCUCCCUGCUGUCCGACGACUUCCUGGACACCCCAGAUGACCUGGACAUCAACGUGGAUGACAUCGAGACGCCGGACGAGACCGACUCACUGGAGUUCCUGGGGAACGGCAAUGACCUUGAGUGGGAAGACGACACUCCUGUGGCCACUGCCAAGAACAUGCCCGGGGACAGCGCGGAUCUGUUCGGGGACGGGGCGGAGGACGGCAGCGCGGCCAACGGUCGCCUGUGGCGGACUGUCAUCAUCGGGGAGCAGGAGCACCGCAUCGACCUGCACAUGAUCCGGCCGUACAUGAAGGUGGUUACCCACGGAGGCUACUACGGGGAAGGCCUCAACGCCAUCAUCGUCUUUGCCGCCUGCUUCCUCCCAGACAGCAGCUCCCCCGACUACCACUACAUCAUGGAGAAUCUCUUCCUGUACGUCAUCAGCAGUCUGGAACUGCUUGUCGCCGAGGACUACAUGAUUGUGUACCUGAACGGGGCCACGCCCCGGCGGAGGAUGCCCGGCAUUGGCUGGCUGAAGAAGUGUUACCACAUGAUUGACAGGAGGCUGCGGAAGAACCUGAAGUCUCUGAUCAUCGUGCAUCCCUCCUGGUUCAUCCGAACUGUGCUGGCCAUCUCCCGGCCCUUCAUCAGUGUCAAGUUCAUCAGCAAGAUCCAGUACGUGCACAGCCUGGAGGAGCUGGAGCGACUCAUCCCCAUGGAGCACGUGCAGCUGCCCGCGUGUGUUCUGCAGUAUGAAGAACAGAGACUCAGAGCCAAGGGAGAGAGUGCACGGCCGCCAACACAGCCCGAGUUCCUCAUUCCCAGACCCGACGGGAAACCAGAGACAGCGGAAGAAGGGGACGGCUCAGUGGAAGUGACAGAAGACCAGGAAACGAGCAUGUCCUGAUUUAACCAGGACCUAGAGAUGGACGGAGAUGAUUCUAGACACCAUGUAACCUCCAUCAGAGGCCUGUGGGCCGGACUUCAUCCUGCCUCAUACUGCGCCCAUCAUCCAAGGACACCUGGCUCCUUAGUCCUCUCUGAACCCCAGGUCCUUUCUCAAUGCUUGAGUACAUUUCACUGUUUCUACUUUAAGAAGGCGCUGGGAGCACAUUCUGGAAUGGACUGGGUCCUGAGCUUCUGGUUGGCAGAGCUGGACACGGGCAGUGUCACCCACAUAUCCUAUGUGACCUGGGCCUCCAGACCUCCAAAGCCCCAGGAAGUCUCUAACUGUCCCUGCUGGGAUGGCACAAAUGUGCAUUUUGGACUGACUCAGUUAAAGCCCCUUUGCUUACCUGUCGACGUCCCUAGCUGGAGCCUCGGAUGCCCAGUGGCCCUGGCUUUGACUUUCCUGUGGAAUGUGACCCAGUGUCCCCGUCCCUGUCACCCCAAGCAGGACUGUGACCUCCGACCUCACACCCACAUUGACGUCCUAUUCCGCAUUUGACUGUCUUCAGGGGUCUUCAGGCUGGUUGCACACACUGGUCAGACUCAUGGUUCCUCCCCCACAAUCUAGAACAUUUUAGAGCCCUUUAAGGUAGCUGUGACUCCGGGGAUUUUAACUGACAUCUCAUUUCAAGGCAGGGAUCUGUGUCUAGCUUUCUGUUCCCUGCCUGGACCACACUCAGGCUUUGUGUCACCAAGCAGGGGUCACUCUAGCCCAGUGAAUGAGGACAUACAGGACUGUGGGUGCCAGGAGAUCUGGGGGAUCCCCUAGGGAAACGUGUCCCACUGUGGGCACCUGACCUCCAAGCUGGGAUGGGAGAACAGUUUGGCCUGAUGAUUGGACUGUCAGGACUGUGUCCAGACACCACAGGAGUGUGAGGAAGAAGCCUCCUGUCUCCAGAGGCACUGAAGACCCGAUGACAUUUGUAAGGAAGGGUUCCCUAUGGUUCCCUCAAGUCCUGGCGGCGCACGCCUUUAAUCCCAGCACUUGGGAUGCAGAGGCAGGAGGAUUUCUGAGUUCAAGGACAGACUGAGACCCUGUCUGCGAAAAAAGAACACACAGGAUCAUUGGGCCUCACCGUCUCCAAGGAAUGGAACCCAUUCUGUCCACCACCACCCCCAUGAGGCAUUUGGCAUCUGUGACAAUGCCGCUUGUUCCUGAGCUUCUGGUGGCCCCGGGAGGUCAGCUUCUACCAGGAGAGUCAGUGUCUCUGAGCUCUGCUGACCAUAUCAAAGCCUCUACUCUGUGGCCCUGCAGGAGGAGUUGUUGUUCCGGGCACUGGCCUCAAUCUCCAGAUCCUCCUGCCUCAGCCUCCUGGGAGCUGGUCUGUCUGUAUGUGUCCUCAAGCCAGGUGAAGGCUUUGUAAGUUGUGUUUAUCCAACAUAAGAUAGAAGAGGGGAGCCCGGCAGUGGUGGUGCAGUCUUUAACCCCAGCACUAGGGAGGCAGAGGCAGGCGGAUCUCUGUGAGUUCGAGGUCACCCUGGUCUACAGAGUGAGUUCCAGGACAGCCUCCAAAGCCACAGAGAAACCCUGCCUGGAACACCCCCAAAAAAGACAGAAAGGGGAACCAAGAUAGCACCCCCAGAUCAUGAUCUGUGGAUGGUCUCUCUUGGCUUUUGGAAACAGAAUCCUAGAGGCUUUUCCUGCCAGGUGGCUUCUGGUGACACCCAAGGCCUAUGACACGAGGACAGCUGUGGCAAGGAUAGACAGGUGGACACACUCCUGCUGGCCCUCAAGGGUCUGGGAAACUCUAAUGGGGGUCGCCUGCUACACCGCCACCCCUCUGAGAUCACCAGCACCUAGCAGCCACAGGGAGGCAGGACCCAGAACCAUGACCACAGAGGACCUGAGACAGGAGGGAGACCCUGCACGGUUAAUGUCCCAGUCCACACAGGGCCAACACUUCAGGCACCCAGGGGACAGUCUGAGGCAAGGCGCAGAGCCCCAGGGCCUCGAGGUAAGGCCCGGGAUUUCUUUACGGAGAUGCCCAGGAGCUGUUUGAAAACUUGCCCCAGAGCAACAGUGCCCCAAACCCCCCAGUGACCUGUACAGUUAUAAACAUGGAGACAGCGGGGACGGUUGCUGUGAUGACAUGAGGGCCGACGGACGGGGAGGGGGGAGUUUUAUGUUAAAUAAAGAAAUUAUAAUGCA
Molecule: messenger RNA, 3668 nt
Organism: Mesocricetus auratus (golden hamster)
Lineage: Eukaryota; Metazoa; Chordata; Mammalia; Rodentia; Cricetidae
Gene: Atcay
Product: ATCAY kinesin light chain interacting caytaxin
Exons: 13
Coding region: 360-1478 (372 amino acids)
Biological process (GO): apoptotic process
Cellular component (GO): cytoplasm
Source: RefSeq, a predicted model, not a curated record